Molecule: messenger RNA, 1381 nt
Organism: Impatiens glandulifera
Lineage: Eukaryota; Viridiplantae; Streptophyta; Magnoliopsida; Ericales; Balsaminaceae
Product: U1 small nuclear ribonucleoprotein C
Exons: 8
Coding region: 81-1208 (375 amino acids)
Biological process (GO): mRNA 5'-splice site recognition; spliceosomal snRNP assembly; mRNA splicing, via spliceosome
Cellular component (GO): nucleus; U1 snRNP
Molecular function (GO): zinc ion binding; pre-mRNA 5'-splice site binding
Source: RefSeq, a predicted model, not a curated record
AUAUCUUUUCUUCAGCUCCUGCUCCUGCGACAUUUUUACUUAAUCCUUGUAAUUUGUGAUCUGAAGAACCAGUUGCGACAAUGCCUAGGUAUUACUGUGAUUAUUGUGACACUUACUUGACUCACGAUUCUCCUUCUGUUAGGAAGCAGCACAAUGCUGGAUAUAAACAUAAGGCUAAUGUUAGAACAUAUUAUCAACAAUUUGAGUCACAACUACAUCAAAUAAUGGUUGAUCAAAAGAUAAAGGAACAUCUUGGGCAAGCUGCAGCAUUCAGGCCAGUUGGUGCUCCUUUCAACCCAUUAAGGCCUCAGCUUCCUCUUCUGCCUACUCCUGGAAUGACAAUGAUGGGUGGUGGACCGAUGAAUAUGGGUCCGCCAUUAAUUCCUGGAAUGAGACCUCCAAUGUUGCCACCGCCAUAUCCUGGCGCACCAGGAGGAUACAUGUCUGGUCCACCAGGUAUGAUGCCACAAAUGGCACCACCGCCUAUGGCUCCUUUGCCAGGUCAGCAACAACAACAACAACAACAACAACAGCCACCUAUGGUACUUCCAAGGCCUCCCCCUCUCAGUGCUCACCCUGCAUUUCCAGGGGGAAUGAUGUUACCAAAUUCAACUGGGAUUGCUCCUUCAUCUGCUGCUACGCCAUCUAUUUACCAAGGCGGUGUUGAUAAUCUCAACUUGAAUGCUGCACCUUCAGACUCUGAUUACCCACCACCAUUUGCAAUAUUCAGUCCCUUCAAACAUCCAUUAAUGGCGGCUACACCCAUAUCAAUUUGGCCGGCGACAUUCUUGGCACUAUCAAUGUCAGUGAUGGUGAUGACAGUAGCAAGUUCCAAACUUCAUGAUUUACCAAUUAAACCAUCUUCAAUAGCAGCUUCACCUGCAGCCGGAUUCUUCCCACACCCACCUCUCUCAUCUCCUCCUCCGGCGUUCUCGCCGGACACUCUGCCUCUCUUUCCAUCUCCUGGAGCCGCAACUCCUUCUCCGACGGAAUCUUCAAUUCCGACCAUCCCUUCCAGUCAAAGCCCACCAAACCCAGAUGUCAUUGGAGCAUCAGGGCCUGAUUCGGCAAUGUCGCCGGCAGGAACUUUGUUGCCGUCUUCCUCGGCCUUUGACCCUGACUCAUCUUCUCCGGCUGUAAGGUCUUCAAGUUUGGCCAUGGCUGUAACUGGUACAGUGGCAUUAUGGGUAAUUAUGCAGCUUAAUUAAUUAAGUAAUUUAUCUACUAUGUGAUUUUAUUUUUGGGGGGAAGAUUAAUUUAAUUAUUAUUAGUAGUCAUAAAAUUGUUUUGUGUAUUAAAUUUAUUAGAAGGUGUAUUAUUAGUGAUGAUUGGAACUCCUUAAUUGCAAUAAUAAGUCUUUAAUUGAAGGAUUUUGAUGGUU